Molecule: messenger RNA, 1965 nt
Organism: Torulaspora globosa
Lineage: Eukaryota; Fungi; Ascomycota; Saccharomycetes; Saccharomycetales; Saccharomycetaceae
Gene: RGD3
Product: Rgd3p
Exons: 1
Coding region: 1-1965 (654 amino acids)
Source: RefSeq, a predicted model, not a curated record
AUGUUGGGCGCUGGUCGGUGGGACAUUAGCAAAUUCUGGUCUGAAGACUAUAUCACUGGAAUCACGGCGUUCAUAGCUCAGGUAAAUGAUGACAUAGUUUGCAUAGAGAGAGAAGAACGGUUUUACCGAUGGUUCAUUGAUGAUUGGGCCAGCGUUCUAAUUCAAGGAUUGGGGAGAAAAGCCCAUGAUACAGAUUUGCUCGAGCAUGAAGCGCUAUGCCAUCUGCUGGCUAAUUUUAAGAGGUCGCUCGAUGUUGAGCAGCUGGACAUUGCUUGCUUAAGACCUUUGCAGUCUAUGUUGAAGCAAGCAAAACGACGGCGUGAUGAAAUGGAGAAGUUGCUGAGAAGACUAUAUUCAGACUACUCUAGGUAUUUUAAAGCAAUGAGGGAAGCCUUGGACAUGUAUAAUCGGAAGGCGGCCCUGUCGGUCAUGGAAGAAGCAAAAGAGUGCAACGUUGACAAGUUCCCGAUCGAGCUCGAUGAGUGCUUAAAAUUUAACAGUGAGAUUGCAUUAGGUCAGUUCCUGGAAAAGGUGAAACAGUCGAUGCCGAGACAGAAGAAGGGCUUCAUGAAUUAUCUGGGCAUGGAGGGAAACAGCUCGUUCCAGGGCAAACAAUUAAUGGAUGCAAUCAAAAAGAACAGCGAGAAACUUGACACUUCACCGUAUAAUCUAGAUAGAUUGGGACAAAAGCUGCUGGAUCUAAAUCUGCUUCGUGAAGACGCUCUUGCGGUUACGAGCAGGCGGCUCUUCGAUCAAGAAGCAUAUUACCGCUGGAUAGAGACUGCUAACGAUCCGAGCGGCAGAAACUCUAUAAGCGGUUGGGUCAAAGGGUUCUCCGCGACCGCUGUGGGCGAUUUACCUCUAGAGCCUUUGAAGACCAGAUACUUUGAAACAUGCUGCAAGCUAGAGUUGUCAAGGUUUGAGCUGGAGAAGGCCAUCUACGAAAACUUCGAAAAUUACUCCCAUUUCGCGACCCUUGAGAUCGAUCGAACGCUCAGGAAGAACCGGCAGAUCUUCAACAAGCUCUACGGACAUGAUAAGGGAGAGGCCGCGGUGCCGCACUCACCGUUUCUGUGCUACCUGCGAAGCAGCCGAGCACCCAUAAUCAAGUGGGAGCCGGCUCAAGACUCUCUAACGCAACGGACGCUGAUGCUCGGGCGCGAUGAGAUCGAUGACGACGCUCUGCGAGCGAUCAGCCUGAUCUUGACCCAUGUGCAAGGGUUUGCCGAUGAAGCUGAUCUCAGGAAAAGGGUCUCGAAGGCAUGGCGAGCGGGCAGCGCUGUCGAAAUGCAGCGAGCGAUCAAUCUCAAGAUAGAGCUGAUCAAGACUUUCAGAGACACGCCGGACGCCACCAAUCUGAAAAGCGUCGAAGCGCUGAUCCGCGCCAACCGGCACGCUGUGGCUAACGACUGGACAGGUCUGAUCAAACUAUGGCUAUUAGAGUUGCCAAACAGCCUGAUCCCGCCAAGAUGCAUCGAAACGAUCUCGAAACACCACGACGACUCGUGGUUGGCCGGCAUGCCGGCCAACAACCUGCUCGUGCUGGCCGAAAUGUGCCAGCACUUCCGCUGGCUGGGGCAAGAGUUCGCGGCCUUCCAAGGCCCGAUAUCCCACUACUUCAUGAGAAGAGUAGAUUGCAUUCACGAUUUCCCUGGCGACUGCAGGAAGCUCGAACCCUGGCUGGCUGCCUUCCUGACGGCGUCGGAUUCUCCGGAAAGGCUCCAGCAGGCAUCCAAAGACAACAACUCUCGUGCUACAACGCCCGCCUCUCCGUCGCCGCCCGCUAUCCAAGUGCUCGAACCCGAACCUACCAUGACACCGCCGCCCGCGGACCCGGACCACUCGUUCAAGCCAAGACCAUUCAGGACAGCCUCUGCUGCAAGCUCCGCGCCCGGCUCGCCACUACCGAGCCGCGACUCGAGGAGAAUCAGCGGUCUCGUCAUCGAGGCUCCAGAGUCCAAUUGA